Fukomys damarensis (Damara mole-rat) is the source of this 1332-nucleotide messenger RNA. RefSeq names its product zinc finger protein 709. Lineage: Eukaryota; Metazoa; Chordata; Mammalia; Rodentia; Bathyergidae. The coding region runs from base 1 to 1332 and encodes 443 amino acids. The record is from RefSeq and is a predicted model, not a curated record. Gene Ontology annotation, biological process: regulation of transcription by RNA polymerase II. Gene Ontology annotation, molecular function: DNA-binding transcription factor activity, RNA polymerase II-specific; RNA polymerase II transcription regulatory region sequence-specific DNA binding. Gene Ontology annotation, cellular component: nucleus. The transcript has 5 exons.
AUGACCUCCUGUGGGUUUGAACUCUCCCUGGUUCUGGAGCAGGCCACUGAGGCAGUGACCUUUGAGGAUGUGGCUGUGAACUUCACUGUGGAGGAGUGGGCUUUGCUGGAUCCAUCCCAAAAGACGCUUUACAGAGAUGUGAUGUGGGAAAACUUUAGGAAUGUGGCUGCUAUAGAAAGAAACUGUGGUGACCAGCAACUUGAAGAUGACUACAACAGUUGCAAGAGAAAUCUAAGAGGUGAAAAGGUAGACAAACUGUAUCAACAUGAAGAAAUAGUGUUUUGUUCUCCAGAUGGUAAUUUGUACAUGAAAACAGUUGGCACAAAACCAAGUGAAAGCUUUGCCUGUAGAAAGCACCUGCUAUCUCAUUCACCAGAAAAUAUGCCCGUUAAAGCUAAUCCUGCACUCAAAUUGUAUGAGUGUCAGAGCUGUCGAGAGAAGCUAUCUAACUGUAGCAAACAUAGGGACGCCUGCACUGAAUUGCAAUCCUUUCAGAAGCAUGCUAAGAUAACUCCUGGAGAGAAAACGUAUGAAUAUAAGAAAUGUGGAAUAUCUUUCUCUGAUGGCACUGAAAGAACUAACAUGGCAGAGAAGCCUUUUGAAUAUAAGCUUGAUGUGCCAGCCUUCAGUACAUCGAACUAUGUUGAAAUCCAAGAAAGACAUCACAGUAGAGUGGACCCAUAUGUAUGUAUACAAAGUGAAAAAGGUUUUGAUUUUCACCAUGAUGUUCAGAUCCAUGAAAGUGCUUACACUGGAGAAAAACACUAUGUGUGUAAGUACUGUGGGAAAUCCUCACUUUGUAAAUUUGAAAGUGGAGAAACUGAGGAGAAGCACUAUGUGUGUCAGCAUUGUGGGAAAACUUUCAGCACACCAUUUACUUGUCAAAAUCAUGAAAGAAUUCACACUGGGGAAAACCCCUAUGUACAUAAGCAAUAUGGAAAAGCCUUUGGCGCACAAUUUAAUUGUGAAAAUCAUGAAAGAAUUCAUACUGGGAAGAAAUGCUAUGAAUGUAAGCAGUGUGGCAAAGCUUUUGGCACAAAAUUUAACUGUGAAAAUCAUAAAAAGAUUCACACUGGUGAGAAACCCUAUGUAUGUGAUCAAUGUGGAAAAGCUUUCAGCAGACACAGUCAUUUUCAAACACAUGUAAGAAUUCAUACUGGGGAGAAACCCUAUGUAUGUAAGCAAUGUGAGAAAGGAUUUAGUACAUACAGUCAUUGUAAGAGACAUGCAAGGACUCACACUGGUGAGAAACCCUAUAUGGAAUAUAAAGAACAGAAAGAGGGCUGCUGCCAUUACUUGCUGCUGUUUCUGCUUCUGGUGGAUGAAGAGUGA